This is a messenger RNA of Zygotorulaspora mrakii, 1869 nucleotides long. RefSeq names its product uracil permease (gene FUR4). Lineage: Eukaryota; Fungi; Ascomycota; Saccharomycetes; Saccharomycetales; Saccharomycetaceae. Gene Ontology annotation, molecular function: nucleobase transmembrane transporter activity. The transcript has a single exon. Gene Ontology annotation, cellular component: plasma membrane. Bases 1 to 1869 code for a protein of 622 amino acids. Gene Ontology annotation, biological process: transmembrane transport; nucleobase transport. The record is from RefSeq and is a predicted model, not a curated record.
AUGGCUGAUGAGCUAGCUGCUGUUUUCAGCAACCGUUCGCAAAAAUAUCUGCAAAAGAGAGGUUCAAGCACUGAGGAAGAGUCAGAGAAGAGGAACGUCAAGGUAGUGUCUUCGUAUGGUGGCGAGGACGAUUCUUUGAGUACGGGUUCAAUUUCCGAGAAGGAUAUCGAGGUCAAAACUGCUUGGCAAAAAUUCUAUUGCAAUUGGUUGGUCGUGGAUAAGGCGUAUUUAGGUGUGAGUUUGAAGCAGUCGUUUUUGAAUAAUCAUGAUUUGAAGCCUGUUGAAGAGAAGAGAAGAAUUUGGUCUUGGUGGAAUUUUGCUUACUUUUGGUUAGCUGACUGUUUCAACAUCAAUACGUGGCAAGUGGCUGCGACGGGUUUGCAAUUAGGUUUGAAUUGGUGGCAAUGCUGGAUCACCAUCUGGAUCGGCUACGGUUGUGUUGGUUUAUUCGUUGUGCUUGCUUCAAGAAUUGGUUCGUCAUACCAUCUCUCCUUCCCAAUAGCCGUUAGAGCUUCAUUUGGUGUUUACUUUUCCAUGUGGCCAAUCAUUAACCGUGUUGUUAUGGCUAUUGUGUGGUAUUCUGUUCAGUCCUACCUAGGUGGUUCUACCAUCUCACUGAUGUUGAAGUCUGUGUUUGGAAGAAACUUGGAAACAAGAAUCCCUGAUCAUUUCAAUUCGCCGAAUGCUACUACAUACAACUUUAUGUGUUUCUUCAUUUUUUGGGUCGGCAGUCUUCCAUUUUUGUUAAUUCCCCCACAUAAGUUGAAACAUUUAUUCACAGUCAAGGCAGUCAUGGUUCCAUUCGCUGCAUUUGGAUUUUUAAUUUGGGCCGUUAGAAAGUCACACGGGACUAUUGCUCUAGGAGCUUUGAAUGAGUUUGAACCCCACGGCUCAGAGUUCAACUGGAUUAUGGUUAGAUCCGUUGUCGGCUGUUUGGCAAAUUUUGCAACUCUAAUCGUUAAUGCACCAGAUUUCGCAAGAUUUUCAACUACUAAAAACUCCUCCUUAUGGAUCCAGCUUGUCGCUAUCCCAUUUCUGUUCUCUAUUACAUGUUUAGUUGGUAUUAUAGUUACAGCAGCGGGAUUUCAAUUAUACGGGAUUAAUUACUGGUCUCCAAUCGAUGUGCUGGCACAAUUUUUGGAAACAACUUUUACAAGGGGCACAAGAGCUGGUGUUUUCUUGAUCUCAUUUGUUUUUACAGUUGCUCAAUUGGGUACCAAUAUUUCUGCUAAUUCUCUAUCAUGUGGUACCGAUAUGACUGCUCUAUUCCCCAGGUUUAUCAACAUUAGACGUGGCUCUUUAUUCUGUGCUGCCAUUGCAUUAUGUAUUUGUCCAUGGAAUCUUUUGGCAACAUCAAACAAAUUCACUAUGGCUUUAUCAGCUUAUGCAAUUUUCUUGUCCAGUAUUGCUGGUAUCGUGUUUGCAGACUAUUUUGUGGUAAGAAGAGGCUAUGUCAAAAUUACACACUUAUACUCUAACCAAAAAGGCUCAUUCUACAUGUACAACAAAUACGGCUGCAACUGGAGAGCCGCUGUUGCUUAUCUGUGUGGUAUUGCUCCAAAUUUACCGGGUUUCAUCGGAACUGUCGGUGCACCAGCCAUCACUGUUUCUCAAGGUGCAUUAAACUUAUAUUACUUGAAUUAUUAUAUCGGCUAUUUUAUCAGUGCCCUGAUAUAUAUCGUACUGUGCUAUUUCUUUCCAGUUCCUGGGCAGCCUGUGAAAAAUAUAUUGAAAGAUAAAGGAUUUUUCCAACGCUGGGCUGAUGUCGAAGAUUUCGACAAUGAAUGGAAAAUGACAUUAAAGAAAAAAGACCUUACAGAUGAUGUCGUUGAUGUCUAUGAAUACGGUACUGGAAAAGCGUUCUUCUAA